Molecule: messenger RNA, 4866 nt
Organism: Diorhabda sublineata
Lineage: Eukaryota; Metazoa; Arthropoda; Insecta; Coleoptera; Chrysomelidae
Product: luciferin 4-monooxygenase-like
Exons: 7
Coding region: 41-1675 (544 amino acids)
Biological process (GO): fatty-acyl-CoA biosynthetic process; long-chain fatty acid metabolic process
Molecular function (GO): long-chain fatty acid-CoA ligase activity
Source: RefSeq, a predicted model, not a curated record
GACAUUGACUAACAACUGGCCGUGAACUUAACACCAUAUAAUGGAAGACGAUUUCGUGAUUAACGGUCCGCCACCAACUGAACCUUUGCAGGAUAGAACUCUAGGGCAAGUUUUUAUGAAAAUUCUCUUGGAAAAUGAACCUGAUACAAAAGUUAUGGUCGAUUCCAAUACAGGAGAAAUCCUAACUUCCAAACAACUCCUGGAAGAAUCUUUUAAGUUAGCUCAAGCUCUAAUACAGUACGGCUGUAGUUCGAACACGACAAUUUCUAUCGGAAGUGAGAAUAAUUUACAAUUUUUCAUUCCUGUCAUGGGCUCAAUUUUCGCUGGCACGAUAAUGGCACCUUUGAAUUGCAACUAUACAGAAAAGGAACUUGAACACACCCUCAAUAUUACGAUGCCGAAAAUUGUUUUUUGUUCGAAAGCUCUUGCUUGCAAGUAUUUGAAACUUAAAAAUAAGUUGACGUUUAUUGAACAAAUAGUUGUCAUUGAUUCUAAUGAAGAAAUUACUGGAACAAAAAGUAUUAAUAAGUUUGUAAGCGAUAUUUUGAAAGGAAAAACGCUUUCGAAUCACUCGUUACCAUUUGAUGGAGAUCCCAAGGAAAGUAUUGCAUUUAUUUUGUCCUCUUCUGGUACUACAGGACUACCAAAAGGAGUGAUGUUGACUCAUUUUAAUCUUGUUACAAGAAUGCUUCAAUCAAGAUAUCCAGAUUAUCUCUCACACCAUUCGACAGUUUUGGGUUUAAUGCCAUUCUCUCUUUCGUAUGGCCUAUUUUUUGGACUCACUUCAAUUUUCAAUCGGCAUUUAACUGUUAUGAUGAACAAAUUCACAGAAGAUUCAUUCCUAAAAACGAUACAAGAUUACAAAGUUUCCGUAGUUCGACUAGCACCACCUCUAGCAAUUUUUUUAGCAAAAAGUUCUAAAGUCAAUGAUUACAAUUUGUCAUGUAUUGCAGAAGUAUUUUCCGCCGGAGCUCCGCUUAGUGGAAAAACAGAGGAAACUUUGAAAGCAAGACUCAAAAUAGAAGCAGUCCAUCAAGCUUACGGUUGCACUGAAGGUACACUUGCAUUAACAAUAAUGAAUAAAGACCAGUAUAGGCCUGGUUCAUGUGGAAAAGUGAUAACUUAUAUGCAGUGUAAAGUAAGAGAUCCUGAUACUGGAAAAUCGUUAGGACCAAAUACGGUCGGUGAACUUUGUUUCAAAGGUCCCACUAUCAUGAAAGGUUAUUGCAACAAUCCUGAUGCUACCAAGGAAUCUUUCACGGAAGAUGGUUGGCUGAGGACUGGUGAUCUUGGGUAUUAUGACGAUGAGCAGUAUUUCUAUAUUGUUGAUAGGUUGAAGGAAUUGAUUAAAUACAACGGAUAUCAGGUAGCUCCAGCAGAAUUAGAAGCUAUUCUGGUCAAUCAUCCAAAAGUAUUCGAAGCAGCUGUUGUUGGUAUGCCAAACGAAAAAUCUGGAGAGCUGCCUCUAGCGUUUGUUGUUAAAGAAUUUGGACAGCAUGUGACCGAAAAAGAACUUCAAGAUUAUGUUGCAGAGAGAGUUUCGCACCCCAAAAAAUUGAGAGGAGGAGUUAUAUUUGUAAAGGAUAUUCCUAAAACUCAAAGUGGAAAAAUUAUGAGAAAACAAUUGAGGAAUAAAUUGAAGGAAUAUCAAAAAGUGGUGCAAUCGAAGUUGUAGAAACGACGAGUCCAUCUACUAGCCGAAAUUAGAAAAAUUUAAAUAGAUAAAUAAUAUCAUUGUAAGUUUAAAGCUGGCUAAAUUAACUUAGAUUAGACUCUAUAUUUGUUCAAUAGCUUUCUUCUUCUUCUAGCUUUAAUCAGUUAAUUUUUGAAUUGUGCACAAAAAACAUUUUUUUGUGUGUAUUAUUGUGUUAUUAUUGUAAUAAAUACAAUAUUUCUCCAUUAGCCUCUAAUGAAAUUUCUGGAGCCGUUUAUGAUAUUUAUACUGAACAUACUGUUCACACUGACUGACGCGUUUCGAUAACUAAGUUAUCGUCGUCAACGACUGAAGGUGAAUUGAAACCUAUUAAUUUGACCUACCUAUUUCAUUAUAAAUUUUCAAUGAGCUUCCUCCGGAAGAAAAUUGCAGGAAAACUUCUUCGGCGGAACAUUUCACAUCCAUUCCUCAGCUGCUACAUAUUUUUAUUUUGGAAAUAAGAAUGAAAACUGGGGAAAGUUUGUUCUGGUACCUUCAAAUUCUGUUUAUACAAAUGGAUGGGAACGAAUUUUCACCUGAGAUGGUUUGAAAUUGGUUUAUAAAUCCAACAAUACAUUAAAACAACCCCAAAGAUAAAAUGCAAGAUUUGGAAAGGAUUGGUGUAUAUGAAAUUAACUGUACUGUGACGCCAAGUAUAGCGGACAGACUAAGAGAUCAGUUAAUGUCCGGUUUAAAGAGCACAUAGCCCAUUGAAAAUAUGGACGGACCGAAAAAUUGAUAUUGCCGAUCACGAUGUUAGUCAUAAUCUUAAGAUGAAUAUAAAUAGUGUAAAAUUGUUUUGGAGGCACUGAGAUCGUUAAAUGUAAGAAUAGUUUAAAAAGAGGACAAAAGGCUUAUUCCUUCUCAGCUAACCAUAUUCUCUCUCUUCGUAUUUGGGAGUGAAUUUUUUUCCCAGGAAUUUAUUUUUUGCAACAGAAAGUUCAUUGGUCAGAAAAUUUAGUUUGAAAUAGGUAAGUCAAGUAAAUUGGUUUUAGUUUACCUUUAGUCCCUGAAGAUAAUAACUUGGUUAUGGAAACGCGCGCUUCAGACAGUAUAAUUGUGAGUGUGGAAGUAAUAGUAGAGUAAAUAGUGUGUUCCGCAUUCUCCCUCACCCUAAUACUUAAUUUCUUUCUCGUGUCGCCUUUACUUGUAAAAUCUCCUUACAAAUCCUGAUUGCCCGCUUCGUGAGUAUUUGUUUUAUUAUAAUUUUAUGUUAUGUCAAUAUUUUUUUUAUCUAAUAUUAUCAGUGUUUCUCUUCAAUCCCGAUUAUUUCAGCUCUGCUAAUUCCCACUGCAUAAUAUUUUUUUAGAUGAUUAUCACUUUGAGCGUGGACUCUCGUUUAUUGUUCUCCCCCAAAUUUUCGGUGUUUUUCUCUUACUAUCAUUAUUUUGAGUUAUAUAAAUAUAUAUGUUGACUGGGAACUUUGUAGUCUAGUCCUAUUUCUAUACUGUACUUCAUAUUUUGUCUUGAGUUCAAAAUACAAUUUAUUUUAUGCUGAUUUUUUGAGUUUUUGUUUGUGUCUUGUAUAUUGUAUAUAUUGUUAUGACGCAAUAAGAAAAAUAAGCUAAUGUAAUGAGUUGUCCGUUAAUCCUAUCGUCUGUGUGGGUUUUGUAACUUUUUUUGUUGACUGUAUCACUGUCUCAGUAACUACUGUCUAGAAUCUCCUUCUUCGAUCUCAUCUUUCCUUUCCAUAUAACAACUUCCAGUUUUAUAUUGUCAGCCCUUGAUUUGGUUAUAUCUCUAUCAUCGUGAUUUUUUUCUUUAGUACAAUCAUUUGCUCCGUUACAUUCAAUAAACGGUUUUAUAAGUCUGGUUCAAAAAUCCCAUUUCAUUCAGAACCUGACUUGGACCACCGAAAACUUUGAUUUUGAUUUAGUUCAAUUCGGAAUGGCAUCUAGAACAAACUCUCAAAAUUCCAUGAGGAGCUGAACAAAAACAAAUGCAAAAGUUACAGACAAUGAUGUGAGAUGAAAAAUGAGGAUUUGGCUUUUUUAAAUGUUUCACCUCUUAAAACUGUACCAAUAAUGCUCAUAAUUUCAAUUAAGCUAUUGAGAUAAGGGUAAAACCGCUUGGUUUGGUAAAAUAAUAUAAAUCACAUAAUAAAUAAUGAUUUUUAAAGAAAUGGUUCCGUUAUAGUAAUAUUUAAUAAUUGAGAGAAGUACUUUUUAUAUUAAAAUUAUUUUUUUUGAACGAUUUUCUUAACUAUUAUUUUCAUCAAGGAUAAAAUUCAAAAAGAAGAAAAUUUCAAAUAUCUUAUGAACAAUUUAUUUAUUUAUAACAAUUAUUUGAAUGAAGUUAAAAGUGAAAAAAAUAUUGUUUCAUGUAUUUCAUUAUAAAAAAUCUAAAUAUUGAGAACAAUUUCCUGAUGGCUUUACUCAUAUAAAUAGUUUUUUAAUAUAUUCGAUUGUAAAUAAUGAAGUGAAAAAUCUAAAUUUUUUGAAUUAGUUUAACUAGGAUUUUUCUGAACCCUUUUAAUAUCAACUUCAUAAAAUAAAAAAAUUCUAGAUUUCCAGUUUUGAAUUAAUCAGCUUUUUCAAAUGGUGACAAUGAACUAAUAAUCAAAAGCAUAUUAAUAAAAAAAUUGUAAUCGAAAUUUUUCACGGAUUAUUGUUUCAUAAUAUUGCUACUUGGUACUUAAAUUUUUUUAUUUUCUAAAAUUAAUAUUCAAUCAGUUAAAUUAAUUUUUUUAGUGCAUUGGGGCGAUGCACUCGCCAACUUAACCACGCGUUUUCACCUUUACUGUCGCCGCUAAAUUAAAAUUAUAAGCAUUUUCGGUGCAGUUCCAGGAGAAAAGACUUUUUCUAGGAAAUUUUCUGUUCUUCAAGGAUAUUUUUUCAAAAUUUGAUUAUGGAAUAGUUGUUCAAUAUCCAAACCCUUAUUUGUAUUUCACUUUAUAUUUAAUAACUUAUGUACUUUUUUCGUUCAUUCUUUCUUGGCAUUUUGAUAGUUUGUUCUAGAUGCCAUAGUUUAUUCUAGAUGUUCUAUAUCAUUCCGAAUCGAAUCAUUUUCGGUAGGCUCAAUUCCGUAUAUAUUAAGGGUUGAAAACAUGACUCCAUGGUUUGAAGAAAUAUAAUUUAUUAAUUUAUAUUUUCUUAUUAGAUUUAGUCAGCUAAUUACUAUUUAUUUCUUUAUUCACUCUAUUCUAAUUCACGAAAUAAAAAUGUUGAAGUAUA